GGCACUGACUGGCGGCACUGCUGGGCACUGACUGGCGGCACUGCUGGGCACAGGUGGGUGGUACUUCUGGGCACAGGUGGGUGGCACUGCUGGGCACAGGUGAGUGGCCCUGCUGGGCACAGGUGGGUGGCACUGCUGGGCACCGAUCAUCACGGCACUGAUCAUCAGUGCCCUGAACUGCCGGUUCUCGGCAGUACUUUCCUCACGCUCUGACAGCAUGAGGAAAGUGCAGCUGAGAACCGGCAAUUGCUUUUUCCGGUGAUCAGCGUGCCAUUGGACACGGCUGAUCAUGUGGUAAAAGGCAGCUGUGA
Staurois parvus is the source of this 311-nucleotide messenger RNA. The record is from the annotation of a GenBank genome assembly. NCBI's taxonomy places the organism in Eukaryota, Metazoa, Chordata, Amphibia, Anura, Ranidae.